UUUUGGUCUUUAACAUAUGCAUCGAUGUCUCAAUGGCCAAUGCUGAGCAUCCAAAUUACAAGCCAUCCCUUUCCCUUUCACUUUCUUCCAAUCAAAAGAUCGUUAGACUUUUUUACCCAAUUGCUGCGCCUCUUUUCGUCUCUCAAACCCCAUUUCUUUCCCCUUAUAUAUGUUAUGCUCUGAUCUCUACUCUCUGCCUAACUCGGGCACCCAACCAGAGCUGGAAAGAGUUGAAAAGGCUGGAACCUUUUACGCCGAUGACAAAGGUUUAUCCAAACGCUAGUUUUACUGGCAGCGAUGCCAUCUCCGAGAGGCCGUCUAAGCUGUUAGUAGCAGCUGACACAUGGGAGGCUAUUCUAACUGUCUGGAAAAAGUCGUUGUUGUUCAACUGUAACGGCUUCACGGUGUUUGAUGGUAAUGGUGAUUUGGUGUUCAGGGUGGAUAAUUACAUGGAAGGCAACAAGGGCGAGAUCCUUCUCAUGGAUGCCACUGGCAAGCCUCUCCUCACCAUCCGCCGCAAGAAAAUGAGCCUCGGAGAUAGCUGGCUGGUUUACGAGGGAGAAACCUUGGUGAAUCCCACACUUUCUGUCAGGAAAUCACUGAACAUCCUAAACAACAAGUGCUUGGCUCACGUUUUCGCAGGGAACACAAACAAUCGAAAUAACAACAUCAUGUACGAGAUUGAGGGGUCAUAUUCCCAACGAUGCUGUGCCGUGUACGAUGUCAAGAGGAGGUUAGUAGCUGAGAUCAAGCGGAAAGAGGCUGUUGGUGGAGUUGCCUUUGGAAUCGACGUCUUCCGUCUUGUUGUUCAGCCUGACAAUAUCAGGGCGGACUUUGCCAUGGCUUUUGUUAUCCUUCUUGAUCAAAUGUUCGGAUCUUCAAGAUCAGGCUGCUCCAUCUAACUAUAUUUUCUUGCCACUUUCUUCAGCAAGACUCUAUCAAUAUAUAAUCAUAGCAACAAUUUCCAAAUUGCAGCAUCAGCAUCUUUGGUUUAUGAACUCCCCUACUAUACCAAAUCGUUUACUUUUGUAAAAAAAGAAAAGGAACAGAAAAAAAAACUUUUUGUUGUUAGCUCUUGGGGCUUGGGUUUUUCGUUUUAGAUAAAAAACCAAGCUCCCAGUGGGGAUGUAUAUACAUUCAACAGUAAGAAUAAUUUCUGUUCCUCUAUCUCUUUCCUUCUUUUUGGAUGGUUGUAUAUGGUACAGAUCGAAAAUUGAAGCUGCUGCUUUGAUCUGGGUUUUUCUU
This is a messenger RNA of Durio zibethinus, 1245 nucleotides long. Its product is annotated as protein LURP-one-related 8-like. Lineage: Eukaryota; Viridiplantae; Streptophyta; Magnoliopsida; Malvales; Malvaceae. The record is from RefSeq and is a predicted model, not a curated record.